AGCCGCUCUAAGGUAUAACCCCCUUCCCCCUCCCAGAGAUCCGCACCUAUUAGAGUACACAACAAUGACAACCCGUUUCAAGAAGAACCGGAAGAAGCGGGGCCACGUGAGCGCUGGUCAUGGGCGUAUCGGAAAGCACCGCAAGCAUCCGGGAGGUCGGGGAAACGCCGGAGGUAUGCACCACCACAGGAUCCUCUUCGACAAGUACCACCCGGGGUAUUUCGGGAAAGUCGGUAUGAGAUACUUCCACAAGCUCAGGAACAAGUUCUAUUGCCCCAUCGUGAACAUCGACAAGCUCUGGUCUCUCGUCCCACAAGACGUGAAGGCAAAGACCAGCAAGGAUUCGGCACCAAUGAUCGACGUGACCCAGUUUGGAUACUUUAAGGUGUUGGGGAAAGGCGUGUUGCCCGAGAAUCAACCGAUCGUGGUUAAGGCUAAGUUGGUGUCCAAGACUGCCGAGAAGAAGAUUAAGGAGGCUGGUGGUGCUGUUGUGCUCACCACCUAGGUUAGGAUUUUGAUAUUGAAUCUGAAUGACAUUUCUGCUACAUUAUUAUUUCUAUUCUUUCUUCUUUUUAAUUCAAUC
This is a messenger RNA of Hibiscus syriacus, 583 nucleotides long. Its product is annotated as 60S ribosomal protein L27a-3. Gene Ontology annotation, cellular component: cytosolic large ribosomal subunit; ribosome. The record is from RefSeq and is a predicted model, not a curated record. Gene Ontology annotation, biological process: translation. The transcript is spliced from 3 exons. The coding region runs from base 65 to 505 and encodes 146 amino acids. NCBI's taxonomy places the organism in Eukaryota, Viridiplantae, Streptophyta, Magnoliopsida, Malvales, Malvaceae. Gene Ontology annotation, molecular function: structural constituent of ribosome.